CCUAACCAGCCAUGGAUAUGCCCUCCCAUCGUUGGGUAAAGGUUCCCAUCGUUGGGUAAGGUCAUUCUGCCUUGUGGAAAUGUUGGACUAAGGCUUAAACAGCGAUGGGUAGAACUUCCCAUCGCUAUUUGGCAUGGUUCUGGAAAUCAGUUGGGCUGAAGGCUGCUUACCAUCGCUGGAGUAUCGGCUAUGGAUUGCAAAGAGGCCUUGGCGGGAGCGGGGGCUGGUGCACGACUUGGGCCUGCGCCGUCCCGGUCUCCGGACUUCUUCCGGAAGGUGCUGUCUUGAAUUAUCCAAAUCUUUGUCAUCUUCGUAUCCGGGCCGGCGAUGGAGAUGUCGGCGGAGAUGAUGAGGUCCAUGACGAGGAAGGCGUAUGGCAAGCUCCGCUCAGUGGCGAUGGAGGCGCAAUCCGCCAUGUGGAUCAUCACGAAUUUCGCCCAAUUGAUGGAGGCGCCGUGGAUGAUGGCAUGAAUCGCCUUCAAGUCCUCGUUGAAGAGCGAGGUAUGGCUGCUGUCCCGGGGGCGGAGAAUCCGGGUGAUGAUGUAGAGGAGGAGGCGCUUGUCCGGUGGGGCCGAGUGAAUCGUCGGUGCGCCGCUGUGGCGGAUGAGGUUGGUGAUCCCAAGCUCUCGGAUGACCACCGCCUCGUUUUUGAGGAUCCAAUCAUCGCCGCCAUACGUUGCGAUGUCGUCACCGCGGAUGGGCAGCCCUGCGACCCGAGCAAAGGUAGGCAAAUCAAUCUCUAUGUCGUAGAGAUUGAUGCUGCUGCGAAUGGUGUCCCCGUCACGGCGGAGAUUAGAGUAGAAAGCCCGGACGAAGGCGGGAUUGAAGCUCGAGCGGCUCUUGGAGACGAAUGGCCACAAACCCGACGCUUGGAGUUGGUUGUCGAGGUCGUGGUACCCUUUGUCUUGGGGAAACAACUCCGGGAGCACGCGAGGUGGAGAGAUCGGGCGCUUGGCAAAGUGAGUGAGGAAGCGUGUUAGUUCUUCCUCCUACUCGAACUCAAGAAAUGAUCCGUCCAAAUAUGGGAACGGAGGAGGCGCGGAACUUGAGGGUUCGGCGGUGCUUUUCUUCUUGGAAGCCUUAGACUUUGAUCUUCCUCCGGCCAUGAUUGAGGCGUUUUUGAAGAAAGAUUGAAGAAAUAAGUGGUAUAGGC
Molecule: messenger RNA, 1153 nt
Organism: Cuscuta campestris
Lineage: Eukaryota; Viridiplantae; Streptophyta; Magnoliopsida; Solanales; Convolvulaceae
Source: the annotation of a GenBank genome assembly